This is a messenger RNA of Spea bombifrons (plains spadefoot toad), 1106 nucleotides long. RefSeq names its product coenzyme Q9 (gene COQ9). Gene Ontology annotation, cellular component: mitochondrial inner membrane. The transcript is spliced from 9 exons. NCBI's taxonomy places the organism in Eukaryota, Metazoa, Chordata, Amphibia, Anura, Pelobatidae. The coding region runs from base 75 to 1004 and encodes 309 amino acids. The record is from RefSeq and is a predicted model, not a curated record. Gene Ontology annotation, biological process: ubiquinone biosynthetic process. Gene Ontology annotation, molecular function: lipid binding.
GUCCCGCUUCAGUGCCACGCCCCUCUCCUGGCAUCCGUAACGCUAAUCCUCGCCUGGUGGUGCCAGCUCCCAAGAUGGCUUCCUCAGCAGCAAGGGCACUGAGAGCAGCGGGCGGGCGGCAGCUUCUGCUUCUGUGGGGGAGGCGGCAGCCCGUUACCCCCAGAACAGUAUGCUCCUCGUCCGCAUUGAGAAGGUUCGAUGAUCAGAAACGUGAUCCCGCUUCGUUCACAUCCACAAGCAAGGAACCCCAAGGGGAAGCCGGGAGAAGCCAGCCCGUGCCUCCCCCCAGGUACACGGAUCAGGGAGGAGAGGAAUCAGAAGGCUAUGAGAGCGAAGAGGAACUUCAGAGGCGAAUACUGAAUGCAGCUCUGCAGUAUGUUCCAGACUAUGGCUGGUCCUCGGAGGCCAUUGCCGAAGGAGCCAAGUCCCUGGAGCUGUCGGCGGCAGCGGCUGGACUGUUUGAUGACGGCGGCAGUGAGUUGGUUCUGCACUUUGUGUCUCAGUGUAACAAGCACCUGGCAGAGAUCUUAGCAGAGGAGCACAAGCUGGUGCAGCUUGGCAAUGCUGAGAAGAAGCCAGUAGCCCAGUUCCUGAGGGAUGCAGUGGAAACCCGGCUCAGGAUGCAUAUCCCGUACAUCGCGCAGUGGCCCCAGGCACUUGGGCUUUUGCUGCUUCCCAAUAAUAUCCCUUCCAGCCUAAAGCUGCUCACAGCUAUGGUGGAUGACAUGUGGCAUUAUGCCGGAGACGAGUCCACCGAUGUCAGCUGGUACACCCGCCGGGCGGUGCUGGCAGGAAUAUAUAACACUACUGAGCUUGUGAUGCUUCAGGAUUCCUCCCCUGAUUUUAAGGACACUUGGGCGUUUCUGGAGAACCGCAUCUCUGAGGCUAUGGUGAUGGGGAACUCGGUAAAGCAGGUGACGUCUACGGGGGAGGCCGUGGUACAAGGACUAAUGGGAGCAGCUGUUACUUUAAAGAACCUCGCGGGACUGAAUCAGCGGCGCUGAACGUGUGAGCCGACCUCCCGUGUGCUGUCACGCUCCUCCGCCGUGUCGUUGGCGGAAGGAAUGUGCGUCUUCCUGUGUGUAAUAAAGUUCUGUGGAUAUUGA